AUGGAGUCAUCUCGCGAAAUCGGUGCGUCCGUCCUCGGAAAGAGGUCGCACCAGGUCGACACUUCGGAUUCCUCGCUUGCAUGCGAUAUUCAAAACAUUGCGAACCUCCCCACGCCCGAUUCAACGCCGAAUCCAAAGCGUGCUAAGACCACAACGACCGUCCUCGACGGUGAUCACAAUAAGGAGAACAUCGCUCCCUUCAUGCUCCAGCCAAUCAAUGGCUCCCCUUCCACCUCCCGCCUCACUCGCUCCCUUCGGCGAACGAGUACGAUGGUUGGGGGUACCUCCACGCGUUCUCCUAGCACGCCUCGGAGAUAUGCGUCAACAAGCGACCUCCGCCAGGCCGCGGUCUCAGCCGCGACUCCGGCUUCGUCCUUGUCCCUUCUCUCCUUGGCGACGCCACCGCCCACUCCUCCUACAAGCCUCCUUCCUAUCCAUGUCCGUGCUCGGGCGCUGCUUCGACCUACUUGCAAUGAUACGCCACAAUUUGCGGGGCGUGCCUCGGAAAGGCAGAAGAUUGAAUCUUUUCUCAUCAGCUUCCUUGCGGACCAAAUCGAGACGGAAGUACCUUCAUCGCUCUACGUAUCGGGCUCGCCUGGCACUGGCAAGACCGCGUUGGUCAACGCUGUCCUGGCCGCGAUGGAAGCCAAGCUCCAGGCCCAGGGAAUCCGGGUGCUGUCAGUCAACUGUAUGGCGUUGGCCGGUGUCGACGCAGUGUGGCAGCGGCUUGCAGAUAUCCUUGGGAGCGGCUGCAAGGCCUCCGGACGAGGAAAGAAGUCGAAGCAGACUUCCAAGCAAGUCGUCGAGAAGGCUUUGACAGCGUCGAAGCAGAAGUGCAUUGUCAUACUGGACGAGUUGGAUCACAUCGCGUCCUCUACGCAAGCAUUGGCCCCCCUGUUUACGCUGGCCAACACCUACUCGUCCCGUUUGCGACUUGUCGGCAUCGCUAAUACCCACACACUUACCGCCUCCUCAUGCACAACCUUUUCGGUGCAGUCCAUGGUCGGUGUGGAGACCUUGCACUUCUCACCAUACACCCCGGAGCAGUUGCUUGAUAUUCUCAAGACGCGACUUGCUCCCUUGUCCACUGGGGAAGAUCCGAACUACGCGGAGCGUGCGAAGAAGUUUUUGCCCCUGCCCACGAUGACUCUGCUGUCAAAGAAGAUUGCGGCUCAGACGGGGGAUGUUCGUGCGGUCUUCGAGGUCUUGCGCGGAGCCAUUGAUAUCGCCGUCACCGGUGUUUCCUCUCAAGAUCCCCUCAACGUACCUACGCCUCCGGUCACUCCAGGCCACAUCCUCGCUGCCCUGAAGGCUUAUGCGCCUGCUGGCAAGACAGCUCCAUCACAAGUCGCUCCCUCGACGCCAUCGCUUCCUCGCAAGACCAGUGACAGCGAAACCGUCACUAAGAUCAGGGAACUUGGACUACAGCAGCGCCUUGUUCUUCUGGCCAUGCUGCUUGCCGUCAAGUCGGCCGAGGUCAACGUAUCGCUCAACGGGUCUUCUCCGAGCCAGUCGCCGGCGCGCUCUGGGCUGAAGCGUUCUCAAUCCAUCGCCGCUGUACAACCGUCUCCCAUCAAGCAGAGCGGCUUCGAGCUGGGACAACUCCACGCGUUCUACAGUGGGAUCCUUGGUCGGGUCGAGAACGGAGUAUUCAACGCCGUAUCUCGGAGCGAGUUUGGCGACCUCGCUGGUGUGCUCGAGGUCGUCGGCCUCUUCACUCUGUCGUCCUGCGCGAGCUUGCCGUCGACGCCCCGCAAGCCCGGCAAGAAGGUUUUCGGUCGCUCGGCCUCAUUCGCCGGCGGAAACCAGACAGCACAGGAGGUCCGCUUUGUUGACGGCGUACGUCUUGACGAAGUCGCGCGUGGACUGGGCCUCGGCAUCGACGACGCUCCGGCUGACGCUCGUGAAGAGGAGGUCCGUGCCGUGUACCAGCGCGAGCAGGCUCGUAUCGCGCGUGAGGCAAAGUCUCACAACCAGACUCACCGCGUCGACGUUGCCGGAUUCGAGGAGGCCAUGGAGGACUAAGGUGGUCCUAACCCUUCUCUGCAUCGCCCCGGACGUCCGCAACGCUGCAUCUUUCUGUUUUCAAUUAUUUCGUUCCAUUAUUCCUCCCCCAUGCAUAUAUGCUCGACACACUACCCAUGCUCGUUCCCUGCUGAUAUCCACAUCCCCCAUCGUCUAUGUCUGUUCUGCAUCGAUUUGUCCAUAUCCAUUGUCUCAUGAAUCAUGUCACGUCCCAGGAUCCUCACGCAUACCAGUGCUCUGUCUCAGGAUCCAAGUGCCACCAGUAGUUGUAGUACUCUCGCUCUGUAGUUUAGCAGUAACCCCCGUAGUCGUAGUUUUGUCACAAGCCCUCGUUUUGUACCCAAGCAAUCAAGCAAUAUAUCGAAGUUAC
Molecule: messenger RNA, 2395 nt
Organism: Trametes versicolor FP-101664 SS1
Lineage: Eukaryota; Fungi; Basidiomycota; Agaricomycetes; Polyporales; Polyporaceae
Product: P-loop containing nucleoside triphosphate hydrolase protein
Exons: 3
Coding region: 1-2025 (674 amino acids)
Biological process (GO): mitotic DNA replication checkpoint signaling
Cellular component (GO): nucleus
Molecular function (GO): ATP hydrolysis activity; DNA replication origin binding
Source: RefSeq, a predicted model, not a curated record